UUCACUUUGCAAACACCAAAAGGAAGGAAGGCACGCGCGGGCCCAGAGGGGUCUGCAGAGAGCUGGGGCUGGAGCCUCUCUGGACAGUUCCUGGCUGCUAGCAGGCUGGGCGUGGAGGCCACCUGGACUCAAGGAAACCCUGGCCGCCAGGGCAGGGCUGCCUUGGGCAUCCGCGCAGGGAGAGAGCGUCCAGCCCACACAGGACGCGAGGGGAAUUGGCGUUCAACUUUGCAGGGCCGACGGGCCAGCGGCCAGAGGACGAGCUGGGCAUCCAUCGGGUGGGUGCCUGCCUGCCGUGGGCAGUCGCCCGCCGCCCGCCGCCCGCGCCCCUCCCCGCACCGCUCGCAGCCUCGGCCCCAGCCCCUCCCUCCCUGCCUCCGCUCGCUCUCCGCGCUCCUCCGCGCUCGCUCCUCGCCGGCUCCUCCUCACUCGCCCGCCGCCGCGCCCGGCGCAGUCGGCCACAGCGCCCGCCCGCCGCCGCCCUCCUCCUUCCCGGCUCCCGCGCCGUCCGCGCGCCCCGCAGCCACCAUGCCCGUGGCCAGGCCGCCCGCCGCGGGGCUCGGCGGCGUCUCGCUGCUCCUCGCGCUGCUCCUGGGGAGCCCGGCGACUGCCCUAGCGGGAGAUGCUGGCCCACAGGGACACGCUGGCUCCCCGGGUACCCACCUCCUGCCCUCUGCAGCGCUGGAGAGCAGCAGCCUAAGCCAGGACAGCCCUGAAGAUGACAUCACCGUGGCUCCUCCAAACCCUUCACAGUCAGGAGAAGAACUGGGUGAGCUAGAGCCGGAAGGGACAGUCCCUUCUGUGCACCACCACCCCUCCAUCCUGUCAUCACUCCCCCCAGAGGUGGCCGGAGUGACAUAUGCACUCAUCCCCAAGAAGAAGCUGCCUCUCAAGCUGGUGACCUCGGCCCGGAAGCAGCUGAGGCCCAAGGCCACCUCUGCUUCUGCUACUGACUCUGCCAGGGCUGGGGUGCACGCCACAGCCUCUAUGGGGCCGGGUCCCCACUCCUCCACUGAGAAGCCCCACUCAGUGGGGGACUUGGAUGCAGGAGCUGCCUCGCAGCCAUCCUCAGAGGGGCCAGUCUGGCUGCAGGGCAAGGAGGCCUCGGUUCCCACAACCCCUGAGCCCCUGCAGAUCUCCCCGUUCACCUCGCAGCCCUUGGUGGCUCACACGCUCCUGCAGAGGCCAGAGCCAGGGGACCCGGCCUCGAGCGCACAAGAGGAGGCCCCUGAGACACCCUCUGAGGACUCCAGCCCUGGCGCCCUGAUGGACAAGGGUGACAACGAUCUGACUGGGUCAGCCUCGGAGGAGAGCCAGGAGACCACCACGUCCACCAUCAUCACCACCACAGUCAUCACCACGGAGCAGGCCCCAGCUCUGUGCAGCGUGAGCUUCUCCGACCCUGAGGGUUACAUCGACUCCAGCGACUACCUGCCGCUGCCCUUCAACAACUUCCUGGAGUGCACGUACAAUGUGACAGUCUACACUGGCUAUGGGGUGGAACUCCAGGUGAAGAGCGUGAACCUGUCGGAGGGGGAGCUGCUCUCCAUCCGAGGGGUGGACGGCCCCAGCCUGACCGUCCUGGCCAACCAGACACUGCUGGUGGAAGGGCAGGUGAUCCGGAGCCCCACCAACACCAUCUCCGUCUACUUCCGGACCUUCCAGGAAGAAGGCCUGGGCACCUUCCAGCUGCACUACCAGGCCUUCAUGCUAAGCUGCAGCUUUCCCCGCCGGCCGGACUCCGGGGACGUCACGGUGAUGGACCUGCACUCGGGCGGGGUGGCCCACUUCCACUGCCAACUGGGCUACGAGCUGCAGGGCGCCAAGAUGCUGACCUGCAUCAAUGCCUCCAAGCCCCACUGGAGCAGCCAGGAGCCCAUCUGCUCAGCCCCUUGUGGAGGAGCAGUGCACAAUGCCACCAUCGGCCGGGUCCUCUCCCCCAGUCACCCUGGUAACAGCAACGGGAGCCAGUUCUGCGUGUGGACCAUCGAAGCACCCGAGGGACAGAAGCUGCAUUUGCACUUUGAGAAGCUGUCACUGCAUGACAAGGACAGGAUGGCGGUGUACAGUGGACAAACCAACAAGUCCGCCCUCCUGUACGACUCCCUGCAGGCCGAGAGCGUCCCCUUCGAGGGGCUGCUGAGCGACAGCAAUGGCAUCCGCAUCGAGUUCACGUCCAACCAGGGCCAGGUGGCCUCAGCCUUCAACAUCCGCUUCGAGGCGUUUGAGAAAGGCCACUGCUAUGAGCCCUACAUCCAGAACGGGAAUUUCACCACGUCCGACCCAACCUACAACAUCGGGACGGUAGUGGAGUUCACCUGUGACCCCGGACACUCCCUGGAGCAGGGCCCCGCCACCAUCGAGUGCGUCAAUGUGCGAGACCCAUACUGGAACGACACGGAGCCCCUGUGCAGAGCCACGUGUGGUGGGGAGCUGACUGCCGUGGCUGGGGUGGUGCUGUCCCCAAACUGGCCGGAGCCCUACGUAGAAGGGGAGGACUGUGUCUGGAAGAUCCACGUGGGGGAAGAGAAGCGGAUCUUCCUAGAUAUCCAGUUCCUGAACCUGAGCAACAGCGACAUCCUAACUAUCUACGAUGGCGAUGAGGUUGUGCCCCACAUCCUGGGCCAGUACCUGGGGAGCAGCGGCCCGCAGAAGCUGUACUCUUCCACGCCAGACCUGACCAUCCAGUUCCACUCCGACCCUGCUGGCCUCAUCUUCGGGAAGGGCCAAGGGUUCAUCAUGAACUACAUAGAGGUGUCAAGGAACGACUCCUGCUCAGACUUGCCUGAGAUCCAGAACGGCUGGAAAACUACAUCUCACACGGAACUGGUGAGGGGAGCCAGAAUCACAUACCAGUGCGACCCCGGCUAUGACAUUGUGGGGAGUGACACCCUCACCUGCCAGUGGGACCUCAGUUGGAGCAGCGACCCCCCGUUUUGUGAAAAAAUUAUGUACUGCACCGACCCUGGAGAGGUGGACCACUCAACCCGCUUAAUCUCCGACCCCGUGCUGCUGGUGGGAACCACCAUCCAGUACACCUGCAACCCCGGCUUCGUGCUGGAAGGGAGCUCGCUGCUCACCUGCUACAGCCGCGAGACCGGCACCCCCAUCUGGACGUCCCGCCUGCCCCACUGUGUCUCGGAGGAGUCCCUGGCGUGUGACAACCCAGGGCUGCCUGAGAACGGGUACCAGAUCCUGUACAAGCGGCUGUACCUCCCGGGAGAGUCCCUCACCUUCAUGUGCUACGAAGGCUUCGAGCUCAUGGGCGAAGUGACCAUCCGCUGCAUCCUGGGGCAGCCGUCGCACUGGAACGGGCCCCUGCCCGUCUGCAAAGUUAAUCAAGACAGUUUUGAACACGCUUUAGAAGUAGCAGAAGCGGCAGCCGAGUCGUCGCUGGAAGGAGGAAACAUGGCGCUGGCCAUCUUCAUCCCGGUCCUCAUCAUCUCCUUGUUGCUGGGAGGAGCCUACAUUUACAUCACCAGGUGUCGCUACUACUCCAGCCUCCGCCUGCCCCUCAUGUACUCCCACCCCUACAGCCAGAUCACCGUGGAGACCGAAUUCGACAACCCCAUCUAUGAGACGGGGGAAACCAGAGAGUAUGAGGUUUCUAUCUAAAGAGCUGCGCUAGAGAAGGGAACUCACAGACAUGAACUCAGUUACGACCUCCUCGAGACAUCCAUCCAGAGACCACGUGGCAUUUGAUCGAAACCCCAGAGUGUCUGCUGUCUUCUCUUUAGACUCUUGAUUGAAGAUUUACUGUUUUCUUCACUGUAUUUAUUAUAUUUAAAAUUGAAGUAGGUGUGGUUUGAGGUAUUGCGGGGGCAGCCAAGUUCCUUGACAGCCUUCAUGCCCAAGGCAGUGGAAUAUCUGCAGACAGCAGCAGUGACAGACCAACAAACAACAAAUCAAGUCUCUCCCAUUAUCAGUCCUGGCAUGCUGAGGCUGCAUCAAGUCACACACAUCUUUGGCAUCCAUGCCCGGAGUGUUCUGGGUGCAAAUCUAACUGCCAAGGUUGGGUUGGAAAGGGUGUUUCUCAUUGGGUCUUUAUGGGUUGGAAUUUAACAUGGGUACUUAAACCCAUUCCUUGUUUUGGUCCAAAACAAAUUCUGUGUCAUCUUUUCUCCUCUGUCCCACGGAGUUUCUGAAGGCAGCCAAGAUGUCACAUAAACAUUUUCUUGUACCACUUUGGCUUCCCUGGAUGCUGGCAAAAUAAGAAAAUGUUUUCUUUUUUAAAAGGUGAUAAAUGACAAGGGAGAAUUUUCAGAGAAGAUGAGAAAUCUAAGAGUUCCUACGAGGAAGUGGGUGAAGGGGCACCCUGGGUGAGGGAACCGGCUUAAUAAAAUGUUCUUUUCCUUGACA
This is a messenger RNA of Cavia porcellus (domestic guinea pig), 4359 nucleotides long. RefSeq names its product seizure related 6 homolog like (gene Sez6l). Bases 529 to 3615 code for a protein of 1028 amino acids. NCBI's taxonomy places the organism in Eukaryota, Metazoa, Chordata, Mammalia, Rodentia, Caviidae. The record is from RefSeq and is a predicted model, not a curated record. Gene Ontology annotation, cellular component: neuronal cell body; endoplasmic reticulum. The transcript is spliced from 17 exons. Gene Ontology annotation, biological process: regulation of protein kinase C signaling; synapse maturation.